Molecule: messenger RNA, 3368 nt
Organism: Ostrea edulis (European flat oyster)
Lineage: Eukaryota; Metazoa; Mollusca; Bivalvia; Ostreida; Ostreidae
Exons: 9
Coding region: 479-3175 (898 amino acids)
Source: RefSeq, a predicted model, not a curated record
GUAGGAAUUUAUUUGUGGACCUGUCAGUAUUACUGUAAGAAUGUAUUGUCCGCGGCUAAGACAGAGACCACAUAAUGCAGCCAUUCUGUAGUGUAUUUAUCCUUCAAGUAGUUUUCUUAUGGAUUUUUCCUUGUCACUGGACUUCAACUUCCACAUUAUCGGUGUUUCCGGUAGACAUUUGCCCUAAAAAUGAAACUGAAGUGGAAGAAGCCUCGGGAAAACUUAAUUGUUCUAUUGGUUACGACGAAACUAAGAAUGAGUAUCAUUGUGUACCCAUGUCAAACUUUACACAACUUGUCAAGUUUUGUUAUCCGAAAACAAGUGGAUUGAUAGGAAAAGGUCUUUGCAUGUUUCUUUCGGGAAACACUUUGGAUGCUCGAGAGUGCCACCAAUUUAAAGAUGGAUGUCCUGAUAUCCUUUACACUUCCGAGACGAUGUACCAAUUUCUUGUCUGUUCGCUGAUCAAUAAAGAAUCCAAAUGCUAUUUGGCAGAUCCUGCAUGCCCUUUUCUCUGGCAGCCUUCAUCUACCCCCGUCACAAAACCACAACUAAUAGAAAUACCCCGAUGGAUACAGGUACAUCAACAAUGAUUAUAGUGAUUGGGAUAUUUACUCCUUUGAGUCUUCUGGUUCUAUCAGCUUUUGCCUACUUCAUGUUCAGAAGAAGACGAAUGAGAAAUGAGAAUGGAUUACACCAACAGAAGGAUGCGUUAAAUGAAGGAUCACAAACACAACGUGAGUUGGAUAUGGAAAUGCUAACUUUGAUCGGGGAUGACUUAGAUCCAAAUCAUUCAGAGUUGAGGGAUGAUCAAAGACUGGACGAAAUCAAAGAUCAAGCAGCACGACAUAUUGACAGUCAUCGAGAUUUUGACGCCUUUUAUUAUGAAACAUCUAUUUAUAAAAAGGUUCAAAACUCCUUCAGGGAUCGUGGGGUCGUGAUUAUAGAAGGUCCGACUGGUUGUGGCAAAACAGCGGCCGCCACACAUUUAUUAUCAAACUUUGAUGACUUGAAGGAGACAUAUAUACUUAUGGCAACACAAUACAGCGAUUUAUAUCAACACAGUGGCGACAAUGACUCUCAAGUCAUUUAUCUGGUAGACGACAUGGACAUUGACAAGUCUGAUACGCAUAAUUGGCUAGCGGCUUUCGAGAUGUUACAUAACAAAAUGAAUGAUUCACAAACAACACAUCACAGCAAAAGAAAACAUCUCAAAAUUCGCUUAGUAGUUACAACAUUUCAUGUUCCAUCAAAAUUUCACAGCAAUCCCUUAUUUUCAGAAGAGGCUGUGAUACAUGUGCCGGAACUAAGUAAGAGAGAAAAAAUUAAAAUCUUACAACAACAAAUGAAAUACGCUGAAAAAUACCUGACGAUCAAAUCUGAAGAUCUCGAUAAAGAUUUCCAAGAACGCAUUGAUAAACCAAGAACUUCUAUAGGAUUUCCUCUUGCUGCCCAAUUGUACGCAAGAGAAGAAAAAUACCGUAAACAAGGCGUUGAGUUUUUCGAAAAUCCGAAGAUACUUUUUCAAAAAUCAUUAAAAGAGUUUAUUGAUAGCGAUGAAACUAAAAGCUUACUUACGGCACUCAUUAUUGUAUAUCUUCGCGAGAUACUUGAAGGAGAAGAAGAUGUACCAGAUGGUAUUGCAAGCGCGAAACUGCUUGAACCAAAUACAUGUGAAAAUGCCAUAAAUCGACACGUCGUUAAAACAUUAAAUUUGAGAUUUGAUAAAUUGUCUAAUUGUGCAAAAAAGAUGCAGGGGAUUUUCUUUCUGAAAAGUGAAGAAGACGCCUAUAAGUUUUGUCACAAUCUUGUUCGUGAUUCUGUAGGUGCAUUUCUGUUUAAGGAGUGUUUUAAACCUGUUGUUGCGCAUUUUCCAGUAUCUGCAAUUGCAUACGAAACAAACGAAUUUUCUGAUUUCAGCGACGAGGAAUUUACUUUUAUCGCCGAGAGAUUUAUCGUUGAAAUGAAGGAGGGAAACAUGGAAGAGUUGUGUAAAUGUACGGUUCUGAAAAAUGCGAAAUUUCUGAACAUCAUGGAUGCAAAAUUAAAGGAAGAGAAAAGUACAUUGGAAGAAAUAUUGAACGCGUUUGAUAAAAAACAUCAGCAUUUACCGCUGACGUUUUGGUGUGGCCGAUUCGGGUUGUUGAAAUUUUCUGAAAUGUUAAAAACGUUUGUAGACGACCUCAUUCCAGGUCGGCGAUUGAUAAAUCGUUACUUUAUUCUGCUUGGUGAGUUUGCCACUACAAGACCUAGAGAUAUUAACAAUAAACUACAGGAUAUUCAACAUUCGUCAGAAAUAAGGAAAAUAUUAUUCGCCGAUCGGCCAAGUUGCAUUCAUGAAAUUAUUUUAUCCAACAGGCAAGAUAAAGAUGUGAAAGCAAUCCUUGAAGACCUUAUAGAAGACGGAACGCCAUUGGAUGUUUAUGACAAAAACCAAAAAACUCCUUUGAUGAUGGCUGUGCUUUGUGAUAAAAGGAGAAAAUCAACCAUAAAUUUACUUUUGAAACAUUCAGAUUUAACAAAAGUAGAUGGAAGGAAGUAUUCUGUGUUCCACCAUUGUGUUGCAACCGACAAAGAUGACCUGAGUUGUUCAAAAAUUCUUUUGGAACUUCUCAGAGCUUGCAAGCAAAAGGAUUGUAAAGAUGUCUUGCAGAGUACAAGUGGUUCUGGGCUCACGGUGCUUCACAGAGCUGCCAUAGUAACAAAAUACAGUAGGAUACAAUGUAUGCAGAUCCUGCUUGGUUUUGAUGAAGGUCUUUGCAGAGAAGAAAUAGCUUAUGAUGAAACUGAUCAAUCCCCAAUAUACAAUUUGAUGAAAUACUUGAGAGGAAAUGACGUUUUGGUAGAACUUGAACGUCUAUCACGAGUUUGCAUGCUGCUAUUGUAUGGCUGUUCACCAUAUCAUAAGAAAGGAGGGGACAAAAGUGCUUGGGAAAAAAUGACAGGUGAUAAAUCCGGUAUUCAUAAAAAAUUAAUUCAGGUAGUAAGAGCAAAUCCCGAUCAAAAAGAAAUGAUUGAAAUCAUUGACUCUGUGUUGGACGAUGUACCAGAGAAUGUUGAAAGAUGCGAUAUCGACUUUGAUUCAUUAAUACUGGAGCCACCAAAAGAAAUUUCCCCAAGUUUGUCAAUGCUUUUCAGAAAGGCAACUCAGUGUUUAGGCAAUAAAAGAUUCAGUUAAAUCCUAAAGAGGAAAGAUAUACAUGUGUAUAUAAUCUUACAGUGAGAAAAUUAGCAUUGGUUUCAGUCUUCAGACAUCCCAGCUAGGACAGUUCCCACUUUUUGUACAUUUGACUGAUAUUUUUAUAAAGAUUAUAAUUCCUCGGAAUGCUUUCAUAUUAUUCAUCUAUAAUAAAAUAAUAUUUUUUGAAAAA